This is a messenger RNA of Bubalus bubalis (water buffalo), 302 nucleotides long. RefSeq names its product small vasohibin-binding protein-like. The transcript has a single exon. The record is from RefSeq and is a predicted model, not a curated record. Gene Ontology annotation, biological process: negative regulation of protein ubiquitination; protein secretion. The coding region runs from base 61 to 261 and encodes 66 amino acids. Gene Ontology annotation, cellular component: apical part of cell. NCBI's taxonomy places the organism in Eukaryota, Metazoa, Chordata, Mammalia, Artiodactyla, Bovidae.
CAGGCUCAGAAGCUAGGCCAGGAGGUUAGAGCUGACUAAGAAGUAUACAGAAAUCAAGUCAUGGAUCCACCUGCACGUAAAGAAAAGCCCAAAGUUAAAGAGCCUGUCAGCAGAAUCGAGAAGGCCAAGAAGAAAUCAGCCCAGCAGGAGCUGAAGCAGAGACAGAGAGCAGAGAUCUAUGCUCUCAACAGAGUCAUGACAGAACUGGAGCAGCAGCAGUUUGAUGAAUUCUGUAAACAGAUGCAGCCUCCCAGAGAGUGAACCAACCCUGCGUUCACACUAGAUGGGACCCUAGAAGCUUU